UAAUUAAACAUUAGGCUGAAGUUCUUUGCAUCUUUUGAAAUAGUAUGUUCUUGAUUUUUUUAAAGUAUUUUGCCUGUUUUUUGCUAAUUCGAACUGUUUCGGCAUGACGUCACAAAACUAACAUUGGGAGGUUAAAAUUUGGGUUGUUCACGAUUCGGUUUAACAAACUUAACGAAGAUGGGUAAAGAUUACAAGGACCUCGAAAAAGAUCUCUUUUGUGAAAAGAAAGAAGUUUCUUUCCCAAAGCGUUAUUUAUUGGCAGUGAUGGUCUUUCUUGGUUUCAGUGUUUUGUAUGCACUCAGAGUAAAUUUAAAUGUUGCCAUCGGUGCAAUGUGCAAUAACCACACUAUUUAUGAAAAUGGUUUUUAUGUUAACAAAGUGGCAGAGUUCAACUGGGACUCAAAAUUGCAGGGAAUGGUUUUGGGUUCUUUUUACUAUGGGUAUAUUGUACUUCAGAUUCCUGGAGGUUGGUUGGCAACUAAGAUUGGAGGCACACGAAUAUUUGGUUGUGCUAUUUUUAUAGCAUCUGUGCUGACUCUUUUGACUCCAGCAGCAGCACGAUACAGCGUUUAUGCAUUAAUUACACUUCGUGUUGCAGAAGGUGUUGUUCUUGGUGUUUUGUUUCCAAGUAACCAUGCCAUUUGGGGUCAAUGGGCGCCACCACUCGAAAGAUCACGAUUAUUUUCAAUUACAGCUGCUGGGUGUCCAGUUGGAACUAUAUUAACAAUGCCUCUGACUGGCCUGCUUACAAAGUAUGGGUUUGAUGGAGGAUGGGCAUCAGUAUUUUAUGUAUUUGGAUCUGUUGGAUUAUUGUGGUUUUUUGUUUGGUGUUUGGCAAUUCACCCUUCUCCGAAAACACAUCCUACCAUUUCAGAUUCUGAAAGAGAAUUAAUUUUAGGAAGUCUUGAACAGAAAAACAGUCAUGAGAAACUUGAUGUUCCUUGGAUAAAAAUUAUAACAUCACUGCCAGUAUGGGCUACUAUAGUUGGAAACUUCAGUGCUGACUGGGGUCUAUACACAAUUUUGAUUUGUAUUCCAAAGUUUUUUCAAAAAGUUCUUCAUUUUGAUAUUGCUACUACUGGUUUCCUUGUUUCUUUACCUUAUGUUAUUAAAGCAAUAGUUGGUCCAUCGGGUGGUGUUAUUGCAGAUAUGCUAAUUGUUAAAGGAGUAUCAGUAAGAAAUGUUCGUCGUAUCAUAUUUUCCACAGGCUGCACAACAGCAAGUAUAUUUAUUGUUGGUGUGGGUUAUGCAAAGAGCAAAGCAGUAGCAAUCGGACUCCUUUGUACUGGAGUAGGUAUCACCGGUCUCAAUGCAACAGGUUAUGCUGUCAACAUUUUGGAUAUUGCACCACGAUAUGCUGGAGUCAUUAUUGGAAUUAGCAAUGUAUUUGGAUCAAUGCCUGGUUUUAUUUCUCCUAUGAUUGUUGGCUACAUAACUACAAACAAUACUGCUGCAGAAUGGCAAACAGUUUUUUGGAUAACUGCUUUUAUUUAUGGAUUCGGAGUCGUGUUUUUUGCGCUUUCAGUAUCUGGCGAUAAACAGCCUUGGAAUGAUCAACCUCAAAAAGUCUGUUCUCCACCAUUGCAAAAGGUGCAAAAAUAUGAAGCGGAAGGAAAGCAUGGUGAUUUUGGUGACGUUAAGAAAGAAUGACUUCAUUCUGCUAAAAAUAACUUUUUUGAAGGAAAAACAAAUCCGUGUACAAUAUAUUUUGGAAAAUAUUAGAAAUAAUAUAGUUAAUUUUUCGAAGAAUUUUAUGUAUUCUUCGAAGAAUUAAUUUUAUUCUUUGAUGAAUAUAUAGUAUUCUUAAAAGAA
Molecule: messenger RNA, 1812 nt
Organism: Hydra vulgaris (swiftwater hydra)
Lineage: Eukaryota; Metazoa; Cnidaria; Hydrozoa; Anthoathecata; Hydridae
Product: vesicular glutamate transporter 2
Biological process (GO): transmembrane transport; monoatomic anion transport
Cellular component (GO): membrane
Molecular function (GO): transmembrane transporter activity
Source: RefSeq, a predicted model, not a curated record